Molecule: messenger RNA, 765 nt
Organism: Eurypyga helias (sunbittern)
Lineage: Eukaryota; Metazoa; Chordata; Aves; Eurypygiformes; Eurypygidae
Gene: EREG
Product: epiregulin
Exons: 4
Coding region: 65-421 (118 amino acids)
Biological process (GO): positive regulation of mitotic nuclear division; positive regulation of cell population proliferation; epidermal growth factor receptor signaling pathway
Source: RefSeq, a predicted model, not a curated record
UAUAGGUUACCUAUUGCAAGGAGUCCUGGGCACAACAGUGAUCCCAUUAUGUGGACCUGGUGAGAUGGAGAACUGCACAACAGCACUAAUCCAGACGGAGAACAGCCCACGUGUGGCUCAAGUGGGGAUAGCAAGAUGCCAGCCUGAAAUGAAGGACUACUGCUUUCACGGACAGUGCGUGUACAUAGUGGACUUGGAUGAGCACUACUGCAGGUGCGACGUCGGCUUCUCUGGUGUCCGAUGUGUGCAUUCGGAACUUGUCAGGCAGCCCCUCAGUAAGGAGUACGUGGUACUGACGGUUGUCGUCGUUGUGCUUUUCCUCACUGCCCUCUCCGUCGCGUGCUACUACAUCUGCAGGAGGUACCGAAGGAAGAAGAGACAAACGAAUGCCAGCGAGUACAAGGAAGUUGGUACCCUGUAGAAGGAACGGUGGCUUCCUACAGUGUUGAGUUCAUCUGGAUGGACUCGGUGGCUUCCCAUCUAUUUAAAUGUUAUUUUUAUUAAUGAUAUUUACAAUAUUUAUAUCCUUUUAAAAAUUUCAAUGGUUUGGUGAUCCAAUCAGUACAGGUCAAGCGUUUUGUUUUCAGUGUUUUAUUUUUUUAUUAAAUAAUAUUUCCUAAUGAGAACCCCACCUGUGUGGUUCUGUGGGAUAGAGAUAUAUUUUUAUAAAAACUCAUCUUCUUACUCUGAAGAGUAAUUUUAUAUUUAUUCUUGUGAAUAUGCUCAAAACAAUUGUACUCCUAGAAAUAAAAGUUCUACACAAAG